Equus quagga is the source of this 2081-nucleotide messenger RNA. It is a transcript of the gene RCCD1, whose product is annotated as RCC1 domain containing 1. NCBI's taxonomy places the organism in Eukaryota, Metazoa, Chordata, Mammalia, Perissodactyla, Equidae. The record is from RefSeq and is a predicted model, not a curated record. The transcript is spliced from 8 exons. The coding region runs from base 356 to 1501 and encodes 381 amino acids.
AGUGCAGUAGCGGGCUGCCGCCGUCCCAGACCCGGGGCGGUGACCCAGCGCCCUUUAGCGCGGCGCUUGAUGAGCGUCCCCGAGCGCUUCUAAUCGAGCCUCGCUGCCCCGCGGUGCCUGCGGGGGCGGGGCCGCCGGGUCUGACCUCUGCCUAGCCCACGCCCACGGGGCGCUUCCCCGCUUCACGCCCGCAGCGGCCCAGCGUCGGCUGGAGGGCCGGCUCGACGGAGCGGGGACCGCGCGGCCGCUGCAGCCCCAGAUAAGGCAGCUGCAGUGGCCCGCAAGGGGCUCGUCUCCAAGAAUCGCCUCGGGCUGUAGUCCCACCGCCCAGCGCAGCUGAGGGCGCUGUCAGGACAUGGCCGAGGAGCGCCCGGGGGCCUGGUUCGGCUUCGGUUUCUGCGGCUUCGGGCAGGCGCUGGGCUCGGGGCGCGAGCGCCGGGUGCUGAGCCCCGAGCCGCUGCGUGCGCCGGGCGCGGGCCUCGACGUGUACCGCGUGAGCGCCAGCUGGAGCUACACCGCCUUCGUGAGCCGUGGCGGCCGGCUGGAACUGGCGGGCGCGGCGGGCGGCGCAGCGGGCGGUUGCAGGGACGCGUGGGCCUCGGAGGCGCUGCUUGUGCUGUUGCGCGCGGGGCCGGGCCCCGAGAUUGGGGCGGAGCUGCAGGCCUGGGCGCCCGGGUCGGAGCUGCGCGGGGAACCCCUCUGGGUCCACACCGUGGAGGCAGAGGCCGAGGGGGAUGACGGGCCGGGCGGCAAGCCCCAGGCCGGGCCGCUGCCCCUGCUGCCCUGCGCCCGCGCCUACGUGAGCCCGCGGCCGCCCUUCUACCGGCCUCUGGCCCCGGGGCUGCGGGCGCGCCGCCUGGAGCUGGGCGCUGAGCACGCGUUGCUGCUGGACGAGGCGGGCCAGGUGUUCUCCUGGGGCGGGGGCAGGCAUGGCCAGCUGGGCCACGGGACUCUGGAGGCAGAGCUGGAGCCGAGGCCGUUGGAGGCGCUGCAGGGCCUGCCCAUGGCUGAGGUGGCCGCAGGUGGCUGGCACUCUGUGAGUGUGAGUGAGACUGGGGAUGUUUAUAUCUGGGGCUGGAACGAGUCAGGGCAGCUGGCCCUGCCCACCAGGAGCCUGGCGGAGGAUGGAAAGACAGUCGCCGGGGAAGCCGCUGGACUGCAUGAAGGUGGUCCUGACGUGAAGAGCACAGCUGGCAGAGAGGAUGGCGCCCCUACCCCCUUCAUAGCUGUGCAGCCGUUCCCAGCUUUACUGGAUCUCCCGCGGGGCUCAGAGGCCGUGAAGGCCAGCUGUGGAUCUCGACACACAGCAGUGGUGACAAGAACAGGAGAGCUCUACACCUGGGGUUGGGGUAAAUACGGACAGCUUGGCCACAAGGACACAAGCAGCUGGGAUCGGCCCUGCCGCGUGGAAUACUUUGUAGAGAAGCAACUCCAAGUAAGGGCUGUGAGCUGCGGGCCCUGGAACACCUACGCAUAUGCUGUGGAGCAAGAGAAGAGCUGACGUGUGUAGAUAAGGCAUGAAACAAACGUACAGGAUAGUAGAAAAUGAUAAAGCUCACACCUGUGAGACUCCCCCCAGGCCAAGGGAAGCCAUCGCCAGCACCUAGAGGCCCCGCAUCCCCUCCCCCAGCCCUCUCGCUUCACCUUAGAGCAGUGUCCUCAACUUUGUCCUCACAUUAGAAACACCUGGAGAGCCUUACAAACGGAUGCCCAAGGCCAGCAUCGUGGUGAAAUCAGAACCCCUGUGUGUGGGGCCCAGACAUGGGCAGACUUUAAAGCUCCCUCCACAUCCCCCAGGUGAUUUUGAGGUACCCACGAUUGGGAACCAUUAGAAGUCACCUUCCGUGAUCCACUCACCUCUUUCCAUUUAGAAUUGUACCCCCUUCUAGUCAUCCUUAUAAAUGUAGUUUAGUUUGUCUGCUCUUGAACACUAGGUAAAUGGAGUCAUCCUGUGUGUUCUUUUGUGUGUUGUUUUUUCAUUCGGUGCUGUAUGAGCCAUCUGUGUUGUGUCCUGCGGUUCAUUCCUUUUUAUUGUUAUACGGUAUCCCGCUGUAUGAAUAUACCUUGUUAUAUAUUCUUUU